AUGGAGGACCAAUCCUUCGUGGUGCCCCACAGCGGCCUGCGUGGCGCUGUCACGGUGCCAAGCUCCGGCAGCCACUCUGGACCCGCCGAGCGCCUGCCGAGCGCCGGCGCGCUUUCUGUGGGCCGUGCUGCGUUGGGCGCCGGCCUCGCCGUGGGCGCGCUGGCGGCCGGGCACGCGGUGGGCCGGAGACGGGCACGGAAGAGCGUCCAGCGGCAGGUGGUGAAGAUGCGUGUGGAGGUGCCAGAAGUGGCAGAUGUGGAGGAAGGUUUGGGCCUUACUGGCUUGAACGUCGAGAAGUUGGCCAAGGAUCUCGAGCAGACGGCCACGCGCUGGGCCCAACAUCCCGAGAAGGUGCUGGGCGACGUGGAACGCCAAGCCACGCAGGUGGCCAAGGCAGCAGAGAAGAUGCUGCCCAAGGUGCCGGACCUGCCGCUGCCAGUGGAGGCGAAGGUGGCCCUCAAGGAGCUCUCCGUGAAGGUGGAGGCCCUUCUCGAAAGCCAAAACCUCAAAGCCUUGGCCACGUACCUGCCGCCCGAGCUCGCCACCUUGCUUGCCCAUCCGGAGGUGCUGGAUCCGGUGAAGCUCCCUGCAGGUCUUGGUGCUGCUCUGGUGGCACUGUUGGCGUUACGCCGUGGCCCGCAGCCCUGGCUGGAUGAGCUGCCCCGGGAAUACGACUUUGGGCGCAUCCGCACUUACUGGCAACGAAGGCCCUUGCAGUUGCUGACCAGGUUCAUCGAAGCGGGGUUGAAGGUGGGAGGUUACACCUUCCAGAUGAAGUUGGACGAGCUUUUGGAACGCUCUGAUGAGAUGCGCCCGCAGAGAGCUGUGGAGGCACGCGAGCUCAUCACAGACUUAGGUGUGACCUUCAUCAAGAUCGCCCAGGUCUGGGCCUCGAGGCCGGACAUUUUGCCCAAGGAGUAUCUCAAGGAGUACGAGAAGCUCUUGGAACAGGUGCGUCCUUUCGGCAAAGAUCUAGCCUUGGACACGUUGCGCCGGGGCGACUCCGGGCGCCCGGCGGUCGAGCUCUUCCAGGACCUGAGCGUCUUCGACGCGCCGGUGGCCUCCGCGUCGGUGGGCCAAGUGUACAAAGCGACCAUGAAUGGUAAAACUGUUGCCGUGAAGGUGCAACGACCAGAUGUCCGAGAGCAAUCUACUCUGGACUUGUAUGUGAUCCGCACUGCCGCUGCUUUGGGCGCCAUGCUGCCCUUUGAUCAGCUCCAAAGACAAUCGAAGCAGCUCAUGGAGCCGGGUGACCGAUGGCCUCCAACCGAAUCAGGAGCUGGACUAUGA
Messenger RNA from Durusdinium trenchii, 1290 nucleotides. The record is from the annotation of a GenBank genome assembly. Lineage: Eukaryota; Dinophyceae; Suessiales; Symbiodiniaceae.